AUGUCCUGGGACGAGCGGGGGAUGGGGGUCUCCGUCAUCACGGGAUCUGCGACUCCCGGAGGAGAAGUCAACUUGUUUUUCUUAUCUGCGGAGGACGAGCCAACGAAGCAUUGGUACAAAUCAGACCGAAAGAAGUCGGAGAAGCUGUUGUCCUCCUGCUGUCCUCCUGCUGUCCUCCUGCUGUCCUCCUGCCGUCCUCCUGCUGUCCUCCUGCUGUCCUCCUGCUGUCCUCCUGCUGUCCUCCUGCUGUCCUCCUGCUGUCCUCCUGCUGUCCUCAUGCUGUCCUCCUGCUGUCUUCCUGCUGUCCUCCUGCUGUCCUCCUGCUGUCCUCCUGCUGUCCUCAUGCUGUCCUCCUGCUGUCCUCCUGCUGUCCUCCUGCUGUCCUCCUGCUGUCCUCCUGCUGUCCUCCUGUUGUCCUCCUGCUGUCCUCCUGCUGUCCUCAUGCUGUCCUCCUGCUGUCCUCCUGCUGUCCUCCUGCUGUCCUUAUGCUGUCCUCCUGUUGUCCUCCUGCUGUCCUCAUGCUGUCCUCCUGCUGUCCUCCUGCUGUCCUCAUGCUGUCUUCCUGCUGUCCUCCUACCGUCCUCCUGCUGUCCUCCUGCUGUCCUCCUGCUGUCCUCCUGCUGUCCUACUGCUGUCCUCCUGUUGUCCUCCUGCUGUCCUCCUGUCGUCCUCCUGCUGUCCUCCUGCUGUCCUCCUGUCGUCCUCCUGCUGUCCUCCUGCUCUCCUCCUGCUGUCCUCCUGCUCUCCUCCUGCUGUCCUCCUGCUCUCCUCCUGCUCUCCUCCUGCUGUCCUCCUGCUCUCCUCCUGCUCUCCUCCUGCUCUCCUCCUGCUGUCCUCCUGCUCUCCUCCUGCUCUCCUCCUGCUGUCCUCCUGCUCUCCUCCUGCUCUCCUCCUGCUGUCCUCCUGCUGUCCUCAUGCUGUCCUCCUGCUGCCUCCUGCCGUCCUCCUGCUGUCCUCAUACUGUCCUCCUGCUGUCCUCUUGCUGUCCUCCUGCUGUCCUCAUGCUGUCCUCUUGAUGUCUUCCUGCUGUCCUCCUGCUGUCCUCCUGCUGUCCUCCUGCUGUCCUCCUGCUGUCCUCCUGUUGUCCUCCUGCUGUCCUCCUGCUGUCCUCAUGCUGUCCUCCUGCUGUCCUCCUGCUGUCCUCCUGCUGUCCUUAUGCUGUCCUCCUGUUGUCCUCCUGCUGUCCUCAUGCUGUCCUCCUGCUGUCCUCCUGCUGUCCUCAUGCUGUCUUCCUGCUGUCCUCCUACCGUCCUCCUGCUGUCCUCCUGCUGUCCUCCUGCUGUCCUCCUGCUGUCCUACUGCUGUCCUCCUGUUGUCCUCCUGCUGUCCUCCUGUCGUCCUCCUGCUGUCCUCCUGCUGUCCUCCUGUCGUCCUCCUGCUGUCCUCCUGCUCUCCUCCUGCUGUCCUCCUGCUCUCCUCCUGCUGUCCUCCUGCUCUCCUCCUGCUCUCCUCCUGCUGUCCUCCUGCUCUCCUCCUGCUCUCCUCCUGCUCUCCUCCUGCUGUCCUCCUGCUCUCCUCCUGCUCUCCUCCUGCUGUCCUCCUGCUCUCCUCCUGCUCUCCUCCUGCUCUCCUCCUGCUGUCCUCCUGCUGUCCUCAUGCUGUCCUCCUGCUGUCCUCCUGCCGUCCUCCUGCUGUCCUCAUACUGUCCUCCUGCUGUCCUCUUGCUGUCCUCCUGCUGUCCUCAUGCUGUCCUCUUGA
This is a messenger RNA of Knipowitschia caucasica, 1698 nucleotides long. The record is from the annotation of a GenBank genome assembly. NCBI's taxonomy places the organism in Eukaryota, Metazoa, Chordata, Actinopteri, Gobiiformes, Gobiidae.